GAGAGAGAAAGCGAUGGAAAUUGCAGAGAGAGAUAGAGAGAUGAAAAUGGCGAGCCACGGUUUUAACUUUCGCAUCUCCCAAAUAACUCGUUUCCAAAUAAUUUCUAGGGUAAAGUUAAAAAGCUCUCUCUGUCAAACCUCUGCAGCAUCAGAGCUCUGCUCCUCUCUGGACACAGAGACGUACUCUCCUGUAUUUAAACGGCUGAUGGAUGUGAUGGAACGACCAGAGGCAAGCCCUGAUAUGUGUGAAACCGCUAGAGCCCUCGCCAGAAGUGCCUUAGCUAUCUUAGCCUCUGCUUUAAUGGCGGGUUCAGUUUUGCAGGCAGUUUAUUCCCCCUAUUCCAGGUAUCGUAGGGCGGUUUUUUGAUGCAAGAUGAGCUCUCAAGAAGCGGAAACCAUGGCGUGGAGCUUGAUAACUCAGAAAUGGAGGAGUUGGGAGCGGUUUGUGGUUCUUCUCGUUUUCCUGAGCAGUUUGAGCUCGGUUUCCCCAGAAGAAUCAGAUGAUGGGGCAACACUCUUGGAAAUCAAGAAAGCCUUUCGUGAUGUGGACAAUGUCUUGUAUGACUGGACGGGGGCUUCAUCUUCCGAAUACUGCUCAUGGAGGGGAAUUACUUGUGACAAUAUGACUUUUGACGUGGUGUCCCUCAAUCUCUCGGGGUUGAAUCUUGAUGGAGAAAUUUCUCCGGCAAUUGGAAACUUGAAAGGCCUUCUCUCUAUUGACCUGAGAGGAAACCAUUUGUUGGGGCAGAUUCCAGAUGAGAUUGGUGGAUGUUCUUCUUUGACAAGUUUAGACCUUUCUUUCAAUGACAUCUAUGGGGAUAUUCCAUUUUCCAUCUCCAAAUUAAAGCAGUUGGAAUACCUAAUACUCAAGAAUAAUCAGUUGAUGGGACCCAUACCUUCAACAUUGUCUCAGCUCCCAAAUCUGAAAAUAUUGGACCUGGCCCAAAAUAAUCUAAGUGGAGAAAUACCAAGGCUCAUAUACUGGAAUGAAGUGCUACAAUUCUUGGGUUUGCGAGGAAACAACUUUGUUGGAACUCUUUCUCCCGACAUAUGCCAGUUAACUGGUCUAUGGUAUUUUGAUGUGAGGAAUAAUAGCUUGACCGGGAGCAUUCCUGAGAACAUUGGCAACUGUACGGGGUUUCAAGUUCUGGACUUAUCUUACAAUCAGCUCACUGGAGAGAUCCCAUUCAACAUAGGUUUUUUGCAAGUUGCGACAUUGUCUUUGCAAGGAAACCAGUUGAGUGGGAAAAUUCCAUCUGUGAUUGGAUUGAUGCAGGCACUUGCUGUACUAGAUUUGAGCUGCAACCUUUUGAGUGGGCCGAUUCCUCCAAUUUUAGGCAAUUUGACUUAUACAGAAAAAUUGUAUUUGCAUGGAAACAAGCUGACGGGGCCUAUUCCCCCAGAAUUGGGUAACAUGACGAAGCUUCACUAUCUGGAACUUAACGAUAAUCAACUAACUGGGCAGAUUCCAUCUGAACUUGGGAAGCUGACGGAGUUAUUUGACCUAAAUCUAGCAAAUAAUUAUCUUGAAGGACCCAUUCCAGAAAAUUUGAGCUCCUGUGUGAAUCUUAAUAGCCUCAAUGUGCACAACAAUAGAUUGAAUGGAACUAUCCCUCCGGCAUUUGAAAGGCUUGAGAGCAUGACAUACUUGAACCUGUCAAUGAACAACCUCAAGGGUGUUAUUCCCAUUGAGUUGUCCAGAAUCAGUAAUCUGGACACCCUGGACAUCUCUAGCAACAAAAUCAGUGGUUCUAUUCCAUCGUCGAUUGGUGACUUGGAACACCUGCUCAAAUUAAAUUUGAGUAGAAAUCGGUUGGUUGGAUUUAUUCCCUUGGAGUUUGGAAAUCUAAGGAGUGUUCUGGAUAUAGAUGUAUCAAGUAAUGACCUCUUUGGCCGGAUCCCACAAGAACUCAGUCAGCUGCAGGACUUGAUCUCUCUGAGAGUAGAGUACAACAACUUAACUGGGGACAUCACCUCGCUUAGCAAUUGUUUGAGUCUUUCUUUCCUAAAUGUAUCAUAUAAUGACCUGGUUGGGGACAUUCCUGUUGGUAAUAACUUCUCGAGGUUUCCUCCGGAGAGCUUCUUAGGUAACCCUGGUCUUUGUGGAUAUUGGGUUGGUUCUCCUUGCCAUCCUUACCAUUCCCGACCAAAAGCCUCCGUCUCCAGGUUGGCCAUAUUGGGUAUUUCACUUGGGUCUCUUCUCGCCCUUCUCACAAUCUUACUUCUGGCGUGCCGCCCACAAAAACCUGCUCCCUUCCCCGAUGGAUCAAUGAGUAAGCCAGUUACUACUGCUCCAAAGCUGGUGAUUCUCCACAUGAACAUGGCUCUUCAUGUGUAUGAUGAUAUUAUGAGGAUGACUGAGAACCUAAGUGAGAAGUACAUUAUUGGUUAUGGUGCAUCGAGCACUGUGUACAAAUGUGUGCUCAAGAACUGCAAGCCAGUUGCAAUUAAAAGGAUAUACACCCACUUCCCUCAAAGUUUGAAGGAGUUCGAAACAGAGUUGGAAAUCAUUGGGAACAUAAAGCAUCGAAACCUGGUCAGUCUUCAGGGUUACUCUCUUUCCCCAUGCGGCAACCUGCUCUUCUACGACUACAUGGAGAAUGGCAGCUUAUGGGAUCUUUUGCAUGGGCCAUCAAAGAUGAAGAAGCUGGACUGGGUCACACGUGUAAAGAUUGCACUAGGUGCAGCCCAUGGUUUGGCUUACCUACACCACGAUUGCAACCCUCGUAUAGUACAUAGAGAUGUCAAGACGUCCAAUAUUUUGCUGGACAGUGAGAUGGAGGCUCAUCUAACUGACUUCGGAAUAGCGAAGAGCUUACUAUGGUCCAAAGCCCACACGUCUACCUAUGUGAUGGGGACUAUAGGAUACAUAGAUCCGGAGUACGCAAGGACCUCUCGCCUCAAUGAAAAGUCAGAUGUGUAUAGUUACGGGAUCGUGCUACUCGAGUUGCUUACUGGAAUGAAGGCUGUGGACAAUGAGUCUAAUCUUCACCAUGUGAUCCUUUCGAAGGCUGCCUCCAACACAGUAAUGGACACCGUUGAUCCUGAAAUCCUUGACACAUGCAAAGAUCUGAAUGCAGUAAAAAAAGUAUUUCAGCUCGCUCUCCUGUGCACAAAACGCCAGCCCUCUGAUAGGCCAACAAUGCACGAAGUUACACGUGUGCUCGGCUCUCUCGUGCCCCAAUCCAUCACCGAUCCAAAGCCCCAAGCUCCUCAGCCGCCACCAUGCGUCCCCCUGAUUGGGAUCUCGAGCACAUGCCGUACUUACAUGGACGAGUACGCGAAUUUGAAGAACCCUAAUUUGAUCGCGUGCACGAGCCUUACCACGACUGAUGGCCACCUCUUUGUCAAAUUUGGUGAAGUAAUUUCCCAAAACACCAGGCAUUUAUAAGAGACUCGAGAUCUGAGGAAGGUGCCUGGUUUGAGUGGAUGAUGCCCCCCAAACCCUGUAUUUAGUUAUACACAAGUGUUCUUAUAUAUGUGGACUCUCUCUCUCGGAUGUGGAGCAUAUAAUCUCUCUCAAAUGGGAGUGAGACUAUACUCUCUCUCUUGGAUGUGGAGCCAAUAAUCUCUCUCAGAUGUGAGUGAGACUGUACUCUCUCUCUCUUGGAGGUGGACUAUAUAGCUCUCUCUCUCUCAUUUUUGAGAUUAUACAAUCUCUGUUGAAUGUGGACUAUGUACGCGCACACUCUCUCUCUGUAAAUAUAUUGUCUCAUAUAAAUUAUAUGUGAGAGUCUGACGCUGUCAACUGUCCGUAAGUGCUUUUCUGGUUGUUCACAUGGUCAUGCCAUUCCACGAAUGGGUAUUGUGGUGCAUUGUAGUAUAAAAUUUUGCACAAGUGAAUCACAGUUAGUUAUAAAACUUAAUGUGGAUUGUAUUUGCCAAGUUUAGGGCGUCUUCUAAUGAAUGG
Amborella trichopoda is the source of this 3910-nucleotide messenger RNA. The record is from RefSeq and is a predicted model, not a curated record. Lineage: Eukaryota; Viridiplantae; Streptophyta; Magnoliopsida; Amborellales; Amborellaceae.